This is a messenger RNA of Neospora caninum, 1317 nucleotides long. RefSeq lists its product as hypothetical. Gene Ontology annotation, cellular component: endoplasmic reticulum. Gene Ontology annotation, molecular function: protein binding. The transcript has 9 exons. The coding region runs from base 1 to 1317 and encodes 438 amino acids. The record is from RefSeq and is a predicted model, not a curated record. Gene Ontology annotation, biological process: endoplasmic reticulum unfolded protein response. Lineage: Eukaryota; Apicomplexa; Conoidasida; Eucoccidiorida; Sarcocystidae.
AUGUUGUGGCUGUCGGUGCUUGUGGCCGUAGCGGCCGUCGUCGCUGCUUGGCGCUUUGUCGUCUCGCCUUACCUGGCGGAUUCGCGGCGCGACGAACCCGAGGAAGAAACGCGUGCUGUCUCUCCGACUGCAAAAGAAAAGAAAACCCGGCAUCGCCACCACGGCCAGAUGCAUUCCUUCAAUCAGAAGAAAAAACUUGGCGGCGAUCAAGAGGCCCCCGCGGGCGCAAAACACCCGCUGCAUGCAGACGUCCUCAAAGGCAUUUCCAAGUUCUCCGCAGCUGCCGCUGUCUCCGCAGAUGGAAUGGUUGCAGCGGUAGCCGGCAGCGACGCGACUCUCCACAUGUUUGAUCUCUCCGGCGGCGUGGCGCAUCACGGCGCGCCUCAGCCUGCGCGACCGCACAUCGUCGCGCGCGUACAAGGCGAGGCUCUGAGUGCUGUUGACUUCCUGCCUGUCUCUGGAGGAAAGAUCCGAAUUGCAGGAGCGCUAGAAAACUACCGACGGCUGGUGAUCUUUGAGCUCCAAAAAACCGACGCUGAUAAGAAGAAGACUCUCGUUGAGACGUUCCGCGGCGACACGCCUCUGCAGCGGAAUCGCGUGCGGUGGCUUAUCGCCUCCAAGGGCGAGUGGAUUUGCACAGCCUCGGAGGAAGACGACACGGAGAUCCGAGUGUGGGCACCGACAGGCGAGCUUCUGGCCUCCGUCGAUACCAAGCAAGUGCAAACAUUCCAGUUCGCAUGCAGCCCAUCUGAUGGACGGUUCCUGGGUUGCGCGGCGUGGUCAGCGGGAGUCAAGCUGUACGAGAUCAAACGCAAAAACGGCCUUUUUGUGAAGAUGGAGAAGGCCAUGGAUUUGAGGACCUCCAAAGGCACAAAGUGUCUCGCCGUCUCUCCCGACAACACGCGAGCCGUCUCGUUAGACAAAAGCGGCGAGCUGACUCUGUGGAGCAUCGACGUUCGCUACUUUGUUUCGGAGGAUCCCAAGUCGCUUUUGUCUCUUCCGCACGCUCUGGAGGCGCCCUGUGAUGCCGAGACGCUCGAAAACCCGAAGGACGAGGAGAGCGUCGCGGAAGCCUUUCGGACGCAGGUGUCUCAACUGGCGUUUGCCGCGGACGGCAAGAUUCUUAUUUGUGUCGCGGGCCCCCACUUGAAGUUUCUCGAUGUCGAAAACAACUUCAAACCUAUCCAGAUGAUUCGCUACGCCCACCAAAGGCCCGUCGAGACGCUCGUCGUGCCGCCCUGCGGAGGUUUCAUUCUCACAGCCGCACUGGACAGUCGGCCUCAGCUGUGGCUGCUGCCGACGGGUGUCUCGUCGUAG